This is a messenger RNA of Penicillium nucicola, 3432 nucleotides long. RefSeq names its product reverse transcriptase. The record is from RefSeq and is a predicted model, not a curated record. The coding region runs from base 1 to 3432 and encodes 1143 amino acids. Gene Ontology annotation, molecular function: nucleic acid binding; RNA-DNA hybrid ribonuclease activity. NCBI's taxonomy places the organism in Eukaryota, Fungi, Ascomycota, Eurotiomycetes, Eurotiales, Aspergillaceae. The transcript has a single exon.
AUGAAUGCACACCAUCCAACGUGGGGAGGCACAGGGACCAAAGCUGGCAGGGAAGCUGAGCAACUUCUCGAAAUCACCAAUGAAUGGGGGCUGGAAGUAACGACUGAAGAAGGCAAACCGACCUGGACCCGGAAUGAUCAGUCGUCGGUGAUUGAUCUUACCUUUGUCUCUUCAAGUCUCGUGGGUAGGCUCAUCCAAUGCGAGAGGGCAGACGACAUCGAACACGCUUCCGAUCACUUUCCGAUUCGAUCCGUGUUUGACAUGGAGACUCCAGCCGCAUUACAACAGAAGCGAAGAAAUUGGAACGCAACUGACAACAAGAGACUCGUCCAGAAAAUAGAAGCAAGCCUGCAUGCGGGGAAUCUAUCCCAGGCAGACACACAGCAAAUAGAGACUGAAUGCGAAGAACUACUGAAGACUGUUCAAUCAGCAGUUGAAGAUUCCACACCAUGGGCAAAACCAUCAGCGUGGUCGAACUCCGACUUCAACGAUGAAUGCAAGGCCGCAGUGAAAGAGGUCCGUCGUCUCCGCCGCAGACACACGAGAACGAAGGAUUCCUACGACUGGAUGCUUUACUCCAAAGCACGUAACAGAAAUUCACAUUUGAUCAAAAAGACCCUGUCACGAGCGCACCGACGCCGUGUCCAGCAGGUUAUCGAAGAUUGGCCGCAAGGCAUGUGGCGACUAGCGAAAUGGGCAAGGAAUCGAGAUGGAGCGUACGAGAAAGGGAUCACACCCGCGCUCAAAAUCCAAAACCCUCAAACACCGGGCGCUUUCGCAGAAACAAUUGAGCAAAAAGCAGAAGCCUUCCGGGCAGCAUUCUUCCCGCAACCACCACCGGCUGACCUCUCCGACACAGAAUCAUUCCAAUACCCGCAUCCAAUUAAUUUUCCACCAGUGACGGCGCAAGAGAUAGAGGAAGCAGUGAGAGGAGCGAAAGCAGGGAAAGCGCCAGGAGAAGACGGUAUACCGAACUCUCUAUGGCACAAACUCAUCGAGAUACCGAUAAUCUUGGACGUGCUUGUUCAACUAUUCAACGCAUGCAUGCGUAUCGGGCACAAUCCAUCACAUUUCCAGCGCUCGAUCACGGUCGUUCUCCGAAAACAAGGGAAAAGUGACUAUCAACUUGCCAAAUCCUACAGGCCGGUCGCAUUACUAAACACACUCGGGAAAUUCUUGGAGUCAGUCGUUGCACGAAGGAUCAGUUAUGCGGUGGAGAGGGAAGGAUUGCUCCCCCGAACCCAUCUGGGUGGCCGGAGGGGCAUAUCCACUGACCAUGCUAUCCCCAUCGUCAUCGAUCGAAUCAAAACAUCAUGGGGCAAGGGUAAGCCAGUAGUGUCCCUGUUGAUGCUAGACGUCUCCGGGGCAUACGAUAAUGUUUCCCACGCUCGCCUACUCCAUAAUCUCAAGAAACGACGCCUGGGACACUUUGUUCCCUGGGUGAAGGCUUUCUUGACGAACCGAAGCACAAGAAUUUGCAUGCCCGAGGGCUUGUCCGAUACGAUCCCAACACCGACGGGCAUCCCGCAAGGAUCGCCGAUAUCACCAAUUCUCUAUUUGAUCUACAAUGCAGACCUCAUUGAGGACUGCGGGGCAGGUAUCACUAGCAGUGGUUGGGUAGAUGAUCUUUGCUUCAUGGCCAAAGGGGACAGCGAACGCGAGACGAUCGGGAAGCUCAAGACCGCAUGUCGUAAAGCCGACCAGUGGGCCGGGAGACAUGCGUCAGUCUUCGACCCGAAAAAGUACGCUCUCAUCCACUUUGUGAACACCAAAGAGGUCGACCCACAAUACCUUCCAUUACGUCUACGAGAACACACCGUACCAGCGACCAAGACAGCCGAGCGAUACCUAGGCUACUGGCUAGAUCCAGGUCUGGAAUUCCAUCAUCAUCGUGAGAAAGCCGUGGCCAAAGCUAGCGUCUCUCUCAGAGCACUUAGGAGCCUGGCAGGUUCAACGUGGGGAGCCUCGUUAUAUGCCAUGCGCAGAAUCUAUCAAGCAGUGAUCAUACCGCAGAUGCUCUUUGGUGUCUCUGCGUGGUAUCAGCAUAUGCUCAUUAGCAAGUCCAAAGCCAAGGCAAUCUGUCGGCCUUUUGUGGCCAUUCAAAAACAAGCAGCAUGUCUCAUUAGUGGGGCGUUCAGAACCACCUCAGCGGAGUCACUGAACACGGAGCUUUACCUACCACCCAUCUUGAUCCACAUGAAUCGACUGGUGAAAGAAACGGCUCUUCGAUUACGAACAGGACCAGAACUCGGUAUACCAUCAACGAUGGUACGCCGCCGACCGAUGCACGAAAAAGACUGGUCUGGAUGGACACCGAUGGAGGCGCAAGCCUGGAAAACGGGCGGAUGCCUGACGGCUCUCCCGCACACUUUGGCAAGACAAUGGGAGAAUCGAAAGGCAUUCGUCCUAGCACCAUGGCAAGCGCCACCGGAGGUGAACAUCGAGGACAGAGAAACCGCAGGAGCAUUUCAUGAGCAGAUUGUGGUGAUAGCAUCGAACGAACGACCCUUGAUAGCAUAUACCGAUGGAAGCGGAAUCGAAGGAAGAGUGGGAGCAGCGGCAGUGAUUGAUCUUGAAGACCAUGUUGCCUACAGUCAGAUGGGCGACGAUAACACAACGACUGUGUACGCGGCAGAGCUACGCGCUAUUGAGAUGGCACUGGACUCGGUCCUUAACAGCACCGAACCCUGGAUUGCACAAGCAAAGAAUGGGCUAGUCAUCUUUGCGGACAGCCAAGCGGCGCUGAGAGCGCUCCGCCGACCUCGUAUGCCUUCAGGUCAGAUUUACCUGAUAGGAUGCCUGGAACUCAUACACCGGCUGGCGGAGAGAGGAAUCAAAACCGAACUCAGGUGGAUCCCAGCGCACCAAGGAGUGCUGAGCAACGAGAUCGUGGACCAGCACGCAAAAGAAGCGGCCCAGAAACCCGACGACGCACAAAAUCCUCAUAAUCGAUACAUUCGCCUUGCUGCCGCGACGAAGCGUCGAUUUCGCCAAGAGGCAAAGAUCGAGUGGGAAACAGCAUGGGCAUUAGAGAAAACCGGUCGACCAACCAGAAGGUUGAUUGAGACACCGAGCAGGAAAACCCUGGAAUACUGGUCGGGAUUACGCAAAGCAACUGCAUCAGGAUGGAUGCAGUUGCGGACCGGACGCAUCGAACUAAAUGCUUAUCUGGCUCGCAUCAAUCGGCGAGAGACCGCACGAUGCGAUUGCGACUUGGGCAACCAAACGGUGACACACGUCCUACUUGAGUGCCCGUUGCAUCAAGAGGAGCGCAACGAGAUGCGCGAGGCCCUGUCUGAGCAAGGCAUCACGCUCCGCCACGAAGAAUUGUUGACGCGCCUGGAGGCGCGCACAAUCGUGGCCAAGUACAUGAUCAGAACCGGUCUCGAGGUUAGGAAGGGUCAGAUAGCGGGAAAGCAAAACCGAAAUUGA